Messenger RNA from Gossypium raimondii (Peruvian cotton), 4187 nucleotides. Its product is annotated as putative disease resistance protein At4g10780. NCBI's taxonomy places the organism in Eukaryota, Viridiplantae, Streptophyta, Magnoliopsida, Malvales, Malvaceae. The transcript has 5 exons. The record is from RefSeq and is a predicted model, not a curated record. Bases 576 to 3764 code for a protein of 1062 amino acids. Gene Ontology annotation, molecular function: ADP binding; protein binding.
UCAAGUCAACAUAAGUCAAGCUGAUCUCCUUUUAUUUUUCAACAUUGGCUGCUGAAAUACCAGUAGAUUUCUCAUGAUUUAGGCAAACAAUUCCAGAGUUGAUAUUAAAGAAAAAAAAAGCAGCAGAGACGGUGAAGCAGCGCCGAGAUAACAUCCAUUUUCCACAGUAGCUAAGUAUAUUUCUUAACUCUGAAUCAAUAUCGGAUUUGAAUCGCUUUUCUGUGUAGUAGGUUUUGAAUAUUACUCGCAACAAAUUCGUAUAACCAGACGCUGUUCUCGUUUGCUUGAUCUGAGUGUAAUAUUUCAGGAGGGAAUGUAAAAUUCCGAGACUGCCCUGCAAUCAUUUAAGCAAGUCAACUGAAGUCAAGCUGAUCUCCUUUGAUUUUGCAGCAUUGGCUGCUGAAAUACCGGUAUGUUUCUCAUCACUUAGGCAAACCAUUCCAGAGUUGAUAUUAAAGAAGAAAACAGGAGACAGGGUGAAGCAACGCCAAGGUUACUCGCAACAAAUUCGUAUAAUCAGACGCUUUUCUCGGUUGCUUGAUCUGAGUGUAAUAGUUCAGAUUAUUUGGUGAAUUAUGGAACUUGUAGGACCAAUUUGUGAAGUGCUAAAGUGCUUAGGAGAUCCAACAUGUACAUACAUAGAGCAUCACAGAAAACUUAAAGACAGGAUGAAUGAUCUUCAAGAGAGACUAGUCCGACUAAAUGCUAUGAAGAGAGAUGUGGAGCGGAGAAUAAACGCAGAGCUUCGAUGGGGAAGACUUUUAAGGGAAGAAGUAGAGAAGUGGCUUCUAGAUGUGCAAACCGUCAAUGAUACAAUGCGGGACAUUGAUGAACGAAUGCAAAAUGUGUCUUGUUUUUCACGUGCACGCCUCGGAAAACGUGUUGCUCAAACAGUUGAACAAGUGGAGGGAAUUAUUGAACGAGGUAGGUUCCCUGAAGCUCUAGUAAUUGAUAAUCCAUCUACUGCUGGAGUGCCUUUCCAAUCGGAACAUUUAGAAGGUGAAACCAUGGUGAUAGAAGACAUUUGGAACUAUUUAAUGAGUGAUGAAAUUGGAAUGAUUGGAGUAUGUGGGAUGGGUGGGAUCGGGAAAACCACUAUCGUGAAGCACAUAUACUAUCAACUAUUGAAGGAGACUAAACCUUUGUUUGAUAAAAUCAUUUGGGUCACUGUUUCAAAGGAGCUCAGCAUUCCCAAAUUACAGCAAAACCUUGCAAAUGCUAUGAAUAUUGUAGGUCUUCCAGAAUCUGAACCAGAGCGUGUAGCAGUAUUAAUGGAUAAACUGGGACAAAGAAGAUAUGUAUUGAUCUUAGAUGAUGUUUGGAAAGAGUUCUCUCUGGCAGACGUAGGGAUUCCUAAACCAACCUCCAGCAAUGGGAGUAAGUUGGUAUUAACCAGUAGAUUGAUUGAGGUUUGUAGAUCAAUGGACUGUAAGGUAGUCAAAGUGCCUCCACUCUCCAAUGAGGAGUCCAUGAAUUUAUUCUUGAAGCAUGCUGGACGUGGGGUUCUAAAGGUUCCAUCUUUGAAAGAAAUUUUGGACAACGUUGUUAAGGAGUGUGAUGGGUUACCCCUUGCCAUUGCUGUAAUAGCUGGGAGCAUGAAGGGAAUAUAUAACGUUGAAGAAUGGAGGAACGCUUUAAGAGAGUUACGAGACCAUGUAAGAAGCGUGAAGGACACAGAUGUUGAAAUAUAUGAGCGAUUGAAGUUCAGUUUCGAUCGUUUGGGAGAUUUAAAAAUCCAAAGUUGUUUUCUUUAUUGCUCACUAUAUCCAGAAGACUAUAUAAUUCCAAGGAAGGAAUUAAUAGAAUGCUGGAUAGAUGAGGAAUUUCUUGGAAAUGGGAGUCGACAAGAGUUGCAUGAUAAGGGUCAUACCAUAUUAAAUAGGCUGGAAAAUAAUUGUUUGUUGGAAAAGGUUGGUAGAGAUAUUGUGAAGAUGCAUGAUGUAAUGAGAGAUACAGCAUUGUAUAUCAAAGGUUCUGGCUCCCGUUUUAAGGUACAAUCUGGCAUCGGACUAAAAGAACUACCAAGCAAGCAAGAAUGGGGAGAAGAUCUUGAAAAAGUUUCCUUCAUGGUGAAUAACGUAUCUGAGAUUCCUCCGCACUUGUCACCCAAUUGUGAGGUUCUUUCUACCUUAUUAUUGCAAAAGAAUGAAUCAUUACAAAGGAUUUCAGAAUCGUUCUUUCAACAUAUGCAUAGACUCAGCAUUCUUGAUCUUUCUUAUACCAAUGUCAAGCAACUGCCAACUUCUGUGUCAAACUUGGAAAAGCUCAAAGCAUUGGUGCUUCGUCGAUGCUACAACUUGAGAUAUGUGCCUUCACUAGAAAAGCUUGAGGCUCUAAGAAAGUUGGACCUCAAUCGUACAGCUAUUGAAAAGGUGCCUAAAGGUUUGGAAAUGUUAUCAAAUCUAACUUAUCUUAAUUUAUGUACUGAAAGCUUAAAGGAGCUGCCAGUUGCAAUUCUACCCAGGCUUUCUUGUCUGCAAUGUUUGAUGUUAUACGUUGAAUCAAGUCGUAUAAGAAUGAAUGGAUUCGAUGCUGCCAGAUUAACGAAGCUAGAGAGAUUUGAAGGGAGAUUUACUGAGUUGAUAGACUUUAAUGCCUACACCAAGUCUAUACAAUGUCAACAGCUCACUUCUUACUUGCUUGUCAUGGCACCACUUGAAUUCAAGUUUAACGUCAAACAACGUAUAAAAGGCAUAAAUUGUGUUUACCGUUUCAAGUUGUUGAAUGUGGACAGCGACAAAGGGAGGCAGAAGGCGAUGAUGCUCGCAAGCGGGCUCCAAGGUGCGGAAUCUGUUUGCUUGAUCUCUAAAGACAGGACGAUUCUGGAAGUGUCUGGUGACUCAGAAAUGGGACCCACUAAAAUUGCGGCAAAUUGGAAGAAACGAGGUAUAGAAGUGCAGCUCAUGGAUGAGCGGUGGGACCCUACCUCUCUUCCUAUGAAAUACGUGAUAUUAAGCGGGUGUCCGAUAGGACGAGAAGAUCCAGCAGAGCUCCCAAGUGACGUUAGGACUCUGAAAAUUUUUGGGUGCCACAAUAUCAGAAGCUUAAGUGAUAUGCCCUUCUUUCAACAAACAAAUGAGUUGGGGUUCUGUUCGAUUCACGAUUGUAGAGGGAUAGAAUCUGUGCUUGAUCUGUCGUCACCAUCCCAAUCAUGCACCCCAUUUGAGAACCUUGACCUCUUGUGGCUUGAAAAUUUAGAGAACCUUCAUGUGCUUGUUAAACUAGCAGAAGCAUCCGUUGUUUCCACAUUGAGUUCGCAGUCUAUUCCAGCCAUCUUUUCCCAUCUUAAAUCAUUUUAUAUUGAAGGAUGCUCAAACAUGAAGCAGCUCUUUCCCUUUGACUUGGUACAUGACCUCCAAAACCUAGAGAACCUCAUAGUUCGUGGUUGUGGACAAAUAGAGGAAAUAAUAGGACCAAAAGAAGAGGAAGAGAAUCACAAGGGAAAUGGAACGCAAGCUCCAACAAAGUUCAGCCUUCCCAAAUUAAAGGAGUUAGAAUUGACGUGCUUACCAGAGCUGAAGAGCAUAUGCAGUUCAAAUAGGGAAAUGGUAUGCAACUCUCUUAGGAAAAUUAAAGUACGGGACUGUACGAAGCUAAAAAGGAUGCCUCUGUAUCUUCCUCUUUUUCAAGAUACACACCAAUCAGCUCCUUCUGCUCAUCCUUUCGAAAGAAUCCGCAUAUGUCCAAAGGAGUGGUGGGAAUCAGUAGAGUGGGACUAUCCGAAUGCUAAGGAGGUUCUGCGACCUUGGUUGAACUCGUAUUAGCGCUGCUGGAAGCCUUUGCUGUUCAAAUCAAAUUCCGGAUCAAGCUAAACAGCGAGUCUUCAUUUGUUGCUUUUAUUUCUAGAAAAUAAUUUGAAGAUAUUUUAUUCUACCAAAAAGAAAACGGGAAGACCUACAAGAAGAGGAUUAUGAUUAGCAAAAUAGAAACCAAAGAGAACAAAAAUAUUACUAGUGUUUAAAACAAAUUUCAAUAAAGCAGGGUCUCAUUUGCUUCUUUGUUUAACCCCGAUGACUAGGCUUGCUCUAGAACCCUUGAGAUUCUCAUUAUGACAUUAAUGAUUUGAAUGAAUGAACAGCCCCUUUUUCUUCUUUAUUCUGUAACAGCAAGCUUUAAGUUGAUAUAAAUAUGUUUUCCAAUGUAGUAUUCUUGUUUGCUUAGAUCAAUGUCAAAAACCUUGCCUCUAA